Molecule: messenger RNA, 1101 nt
Organism: Microthlaspi erraticum
Lineage: Eukaryota; Viridiplantae; Streptophyta; Magnoliopsida; Brassicales; Brassicaceae
Source: the annotation of a GenBank genome assembly
AUGACCAAGACUGUUGAUGAAGCUAAGGUUCUUAUUGAGAAUCUUGCAGCUAGUGAUUGUAACAACUGUCCUGAUUAUGACCGCUCAAGCCGCACCACUACUAGCUCCCCUGAUUCUUUUCAAAUGACUGAACUCAAGAACAUGAUGGCUCAAGUUCUUAAGGGACAGCUCAAGCAUAUCAAUGCAAUAGAAGGGAUGAGUGAUGCUAAUGAAGACCCAUCAAGAGAAUGCAUGGGAGAUUUCUCUAAUGAAGCCAAUGAAGAAGAUGUGAACUACAUUGGAAACUAUGGGAACAAGGGAUACAAUCCAAGCUAUCGCCCAAACCCCAACAUGUCUUAUAGAAACCCCAAUGUGGAGAAUCCUCAAGACCAAGUGUAUCCUCCAAGGUAUCCACAACAACAAAGACCUCCUUACCAAUCUCAAGGAAGUCAAUUUCAGCCAAGGCAAGGAUAUGAGCAGAGAUCAUCAUAUCCGCCCAAGGAGCCAUAUGCUUCUUCACCAAAUCAAGCUCCUCCAAACCAACAAGGUGGGAGAUUUGAAGGAAUCCUCCAACAGAUCAUGGAUGGCCAGAAGAGAAACACUAAAGAGAUGUAUGAGAAGAUGGACACUUUGUUCAGCAAUCUCAACACCAAGUAUGAUGCUGUUGCCACUCAUGUGAAGAAACUAGAGACUCAAGUCACUCAAACUAUGGAAGCUGUUAAGAGACAGGAAGCUGAAUCCAAGAAGUCCUUUUGCAACUCAGCCGCCAUAGAAGAAAGAUUUGAAGACCAAGUUCCAGAAUGGAUGCUUUCAAAACCUACUGUUGAUUGCAUGAUUUGGCCUGAAGAGAAUUACCCAGAGAGAGAGUCCAAUCGAGCUAGAAAGAGAAGACUCUUCCCAAAGAUUAUCCCCAAGACAGAUAACUCAGGAAAGUUUGCUGUGCCUUGUAUCAUCAAAGGUAACAUUCUUGAGCAAUCUUUGUGUGACACAGGAGCCAAUGUGAACAUCAUGUCUAAGAGGAUAGCUGACAAGAUAGGCCUCACCAAGAUAGAGCCAUCAUCCAUCUCCAUCAACUAUGCUGAUUCAUUCUCACAAACCCCUAUGGCUUUGUGCCUAAUGUGA